GUGGGUGGGGCUUCGAAGAAAAAAAAGCUAGCCGCUAGCUCCUAGCCUCCCGGUGCUGCAGGAUCUGGUUCUAGUCUCUAGCCGAUCAACAUGGUCCAACUAGUGGGUUCCCUCCGAAAAGACCUCGCCGACUCACUUUCCACCUGCAGCGUGCUGGUGGUCGGGGCAGGCGGGAUCGGCUGCGAGCUGCUGAAGAACCUCGUCCUCACCGGCUUCAAGAACAUCGAAGUGAUUGACUUGGACACGAUUGAUGUCAGCAACCUGAACCGUCAGUUCCUCUUCCAGAAGAAGCAUGUUGGCAAGUCUAAAGCACAGGUGGCAAAGGAGAGUGCCUUGCAGUUCUGUCCCAGUGCCAACAUCACUGCCUACCACGACAGCAUCAUGAACCCCGACUACAACGUGGAGUUCUUCAGAAAGUUCAUGCUGGUGAUGAACGCUCUAGAUAACAGAGCUGCUCGUAACCACGUGAACAGGAUGUGUUUGGCGGCCGAUAUCCCUCUGAUAGAGAGCGGCACUGCUGGUUACCUGGGACAAGUCACCGUUAUCAAGAAGGGAAUGACCGAGUGCUACGAGUGCCAACCUAAGCCCACACAGAAAACCUUCCCAGGAUGCACCAUAAGAAACACGCCGUCUGAGCCCAUUCACUGCAUCGUCUGGGCCAAAUAUCUCUUCAAUCAACUGUUCGGAGAAGAGGACGCCGAUCAGGAGGUGUCCCCCGAUACAGCAGACCCAGAGGCAGCAUGGAAUCCUGAAGACACGGCGGCUCGGGCCACGGCCUCAGAAAAGGACGGAGACAUCAGGCGCGUCUCCACCAAGGAAUGGGCUCGCUCCACCGGAUACGACUCGGUCAAACUCUUCAACAAGCUUUUCAAAGACGACAUCAUGUACCUGUUGACUAUGGACAAGCUCUGGAAGAAGAGGAAAGCGCCUACACCUCUGGACUGGCAUCAGCUAGAGAACAGUGCGUGUCCUCAGGAGGAGGCUCCAGCGUCCGGUCUGAAGGAUCAGCAGGUUCUGGGUGUUUGGGGUUACUGCCAGCUGUUCCAACACAGCGUGGAGACUCUGCGCUCACAGCUGCAGGAGAAGGGCGAAGGCGCUGAGCUGGUCUGGGACAAGGAUGACCCUCCAGCCAUGGACUUUGUCACUGCAGCAGCCAACCUACGUAUGCACAUCUUCAGCAUGAACAUGAAGAGCCGCUUUGAUGUGAAGUCGAUGGCAGGUAACAUCAUCCCGGCUAUUGCUACAACCAACGCUGUCAUCGCUGGACUCAUUGUGCUGGAGGGGCUCAAGAUCCUGUCUGGGGAACUGGAAUCCUGCCGCACGAUCUUCCUCAACAAGUGUCCCAACCUCAGGAAGAAGCUGCUGGUCCCCUGCAUCCUGGACCCGCCCAGCGCCAACUGCUACGUCUGCGCCAGCAAACCCGAAGUCACGGUGAAACUCAACGUCCACAAAACCACAGUCCUCUGUCUGCAGGACAGGAUUCUGAAGGAGAGGUUCGGCAUGGUGGCUCCAGAUGUUCAGAUAGAAGACGGAAAAGGAACAAUCCUCAUCUCCUCAGAGGAAGGAGAGACAGAAGCCAACAACAGCAAAUUUCUCUCUGACUUUGGGAUCCGUAAUGGCAGCCGCCUCCAAGUCGACGACUUCCUCCAAGACUACACACUCCUCGUUAAUGUCCUGCACACUGAGGAACUAGAACGGGAUGUAGAGUUUGAGGUGGUAGGCGAAGCCCCAGACAAAGCUCCGCCCCCUCAGACUAAGCAGGAAGACGUCAACAGCAUCACCAACGGCAACAAGGACUCUGCCCAGCCGUCCACGUCCUCUAAAGCUCCAGCAGAGGACGACGACAUCAUGAUCGUCGACUCCGAUGAGGAGGAAGGGGCAGCGUCCAGCUCUGCGGCUGCGAGCAGCGGCACGAAGAGGAAGCACUCGAACGCAGACAGUGGCGAGACGUCCACCAAGCGCCCUCGGACAGACGAGUCAGCAGCAGCAGCAGCAGCAGCAGCAGCAGCCAACGACGACGACGAUGACAUAAUCGCUCUGGACUAAACCCGUCCAUCCCUUCCUAGUCUCCUGAAGGACUGAGGCCUCUUUGAACGCUUGUCGUUUUGACUCGAGAGACAUUAGGCUUAAACAAAACACCUCUUUUAUGAAGAAGAAUUUACUGCCCUGGUUCGUCUUUAGUCACUUCCUGUUUGUGCUUUCAUACUCCCUCCGCUCUCUUGACGUGACGCUGUAAAUAGACUCCACGUUUUAAAAAGUUUUGGAAAGACACACCAUCAUCCUCUCCUGUUAUUUUUAUUCAUUUCUGGACCGUAUUAAAUGCUUCUCUCGAUGUUUAGAGUAAAAAGAGAAAAAAAAGAGAAAGAAAAAGUGCUUUUUUGUAUUUUUUUUAUAAACGUACUGUAUUUCACAUGCUACACAAGUCAGGGUGAUUUUUGUGCUUUGUUGUCAAGUUUCAAAAGAAUACGAUUUAAAACCAAAACAUCUUGGAUUGUAACUUUUGGUCUGAGCUGUUGUCGUGUGGAAGGCCGACCUCUGGCUGCCUACCUGCCCGUCGGUGCUGUUGAUAUCUGUGACCGGGUCGGUAAAGCACUGAUGGAGAGUUGGUGGCCAGUUUGUGCCAUGGGGGUGUUAGUUUGCUACCUCUUUUCUAGAGCUAACAUGUUUUUGGCUGCAGCUUUGUAAUCAACGAUGCCCUCCAGGACUUUUUCCAUAGUGGGGCGUCCAGCUCUAAAACGUUAAAUUAAAACACAGGAGCUAACGUGCCUCCUCGUGAAAACAAAACUGAACUGUACCCUUUGAAACGGCUUGAGGGGGAUGCUAAGCUCAAGCGGCUUACGCCCAGGUUACCAGUAGUUAAAUGUAAACAUGUAACAAUUGCUUUAUGUCACUUUUGAGACGGUUCGUGAAAACAAGAGCAGAGAUGGAGCGUCAGUUUGUUCUCGUACCUACUGCAGAGGUUAAACUGGACUUGGAUCUAGCAGCAGUCGAGUCCUGCACUUAAAUAGCAUUUAAGAAAAAGAAAAAAAAGACUGACUUUAAGUGUAGUGUUUGAGCUCCUGCUCCAGUCUAAUCCUUCAGUGUCCAUAUUUUCAUAUUUCAUUGUGAGCUGACUUGUUGAAAGGCUUUGAGAGCCACUUUGGACCAAUUUGAUGAAGACAAUAAACUCACCUAUUACAGA
This is a messenger RNA of Mugil cephalus (flathead mullet), 3181 nucleotides long. RefSeq names its product ubiquitin-like modifier activating enzyme 2 (gene uba2). Gene Ontology annotation, cellular component: cytoplasm; SUMO activating enzyme complex. Gene Ontology annotation, biological process: protein sumoylation. The coding region runs from base 91 to 2046 and encodes 651 amino acids. NCBI's taxonomy places the organism in Eukaryota, Metazoa, Chordata, Actinopteri, Mugiliformes, Mugilidae. The record is from RefSeq and is a predicted model, not a curated record. The transcript has 17 exons. Gene Ontology annotation, molecular function: SUMO activating enzyme activity.